This is a messenger RNA of Gadus macrocephalus (Pacific cod), 3302 nucleotides long. RefSeq names its product protein FAM222A-like. The coding region runs from base 1 to 1680 and encodes 559 amino acids. Lineage: Eukaryota; Metazoa; Chordata; Actinopteri; Gadiformes; Gadidae. The record is from RefSeq and is a predicted model, not a curated record. The transcript has 2 exons.
AUGGAGAACCUCUACCACCUCGCCUUUCUGAUACUUCUGUUCAUCUUUGCUCACCACUUAUUCCGUCCCCCCUCUUUGUCGCUUUCCCUUUCAGGGGUCUCCGUCUCCACGGCGACCCGUUACCCCACCCCGGCCGAGCUUGACGCCUUCGCCCAGAGGACGGCCAGCAGCCCGCUGUCCAUCACCAUCUUCCCCAACAACGUGCGGGUGCCCCAGCACAAGCAGCUCAACCGCACCGUCAACGGCCUGGACACCACGGGCCAGCGCUUCAGCCCCUACUCCCACCCCCCCUCGCUGGGGUCCCGCGGCCUCCUGGCCGUGGUCAAGGGCUCCGCCAUCUUGGUCAAGGCAGUGGUGAAAAACUCAGACGGCAGGAGGACUAAACACGCCCCUCCACCUCAGACGCCGCCAUUCGGCGGCCCCCCGGACGGUGGCGGCGUCUGCUACGCCCCCGACGGACAGCCGCACAAGGCCUACUGCCACGGCGGCGCCGGCACAUCCCGGGUCUUGGCGCCCGACGGCCCGUCCUCCGGCGCAGCGGCGGCGACCGCCAGAGGCCAGGCCCCGCCCCCUCCUCACGACAGGUCCCGGCUGAGCGAGGUGCGCGGCGCCCUGAUGCGGCGCGUGAAUGUCGCCGCCGCCGCCGCCGCCGGCCAGGCGCCCCCGCCGUGGGGGGGCGGGGCCCGGGUCAGCCCGUCCCACCAGGCGGUGGCGGCGGUGGCCCGCUCCGACUCCGGCUUCGUGCUGGGGGUGGUGGCCCCGCCCCAGAGCGGCCUGGCCUUCUCCGGAGCCGUGCUGCCCACCCAGAGCGCGGACAUGGCCAAGGGCGGGUACCUGGAGGGCGGGGACUACGGCGUCUGGCAGCACAAACACCCAAACCACCACCACCACCACCACCACCACCACCACCACCACCAACAACAACAACAACAACAACAACAACAACAACAUCAUCACUUACAGCAGCAGUACCAGCAGGGGUCCUUGGGGAUGUUCAGCAGUACUCCGGGCGGCCGGGGAGCAGAGAGCAUGGUGGUGGGCCAGUCCCCGCAGUCCUCCCUCCCGCCGGGCUGCUCCGCCCGGCCUCCCUGCGGGCCCCACCCGCUCAGCGCGGGCACCGGAGGGGCGGCGCCGGAGCAGAUCAGCUCCUGCGCCGCCGACUUCUCCCUGGGGCCUCGGUACCACGCCCCGUCCUGGGACGGCGGCCUGGCGGCGGCCGCGCCCCUCACCGACUGUUACGCUCAGGAGCUGGCCCCGCCGAGGGACACGGGUCACCCCCGCCCACACGACUGCCUCGAUCCCCACCCCCACCACCACCACCCCCCCUCCCAUCGUCCACAGCCGCCCCAGUGUCAUCCGUCGACGACCGCCCAGCAGGCCUACAGCGCGGAGCAGGGGGUGUGCUGUGGCGGCGGCGGCAUGGGGCCCCACGGUGGGGGUCCGGGCUUGGGCCCCGGCCUGUGCCACGCCUCGGUGCUCAGCAGUAGCCUGCAGUCGCUGGAGUGCCUGAUCAGCGAGAUCCACCCGCCCUGCAUCAAGGAGCGCAUGCUGGGCCGCGGCUAUGAGGCCCUGGGGCUGGCCAGACUACUGGAGCAACACCACCACCCCCACCUCCACCCCCACCUGCACCCACACCACCAACUCCCCCACCCCAACAUCCAGCUCCCUGUCUACAGGUGAAGAGAAAAUCAAGCAAACCUGAAAAAGGUUCACAGACAUACAGACACACACACACACACACACACACACACACAUACACAUACACACACACGCACGCACGCACGCACGCACGCGCACACACACACACACACACACACACACACACACACACACACACACACACACACACACACACACCUCUGUGUGUGGGUGGAGAAGUCCCUUGUGUUGACAGCAGUGCAUCGGUUCAAACAAGAAGAUGAUAUACGAGACAUGCCUUCUUUUAGUCAGUGCAUGCAUUUGUAGAAAGGUUAACAAGUUCAGCCAGAAGGGACUGCAUUAAUAUGUUUAACACUCAUAUUUUUUCUUCAACUCAUCACACAAUACCAAUGCCGUGCAUCAUGUUAUGAUCAGUCAUUACUUUGGGAUUUGCAGGCCAUUUAUGACGAUAUGUUGUAACAACAUGUUUCGUUCUGGACAAACAAGACACCAGGUGUGAUUGGUCAGAGUCAGCAUCCAUUACGUCACUACGUUCAAUGUUCUCCAACUUGCAGAAGUGUAAGCGGUAACGUGGCUCUUGUAAAACAAUGAUAUGGAUACAUUGAAAUAGUUCACAUACAUGUGAAUAUAUCGUGUAUUUUCUACAUCCCAUAUUUUGCUGCUGUUCAUUGGGGACACGUUUUUAAUUGUUUUGCUGCUUUAUUGUUGUGUAACCAUUUAUUUACUUUAAUGAUUGUUGAUUCCUGUGCUGCCGAGCGUUGGCUGUACCCCCGAUCACAUAGGCUAGUUUUACUGUGUGUGUGUGUGUGUGUGUGUGUGUGUGUGUGUGUGUGUGUGUGUGUGUGUGUGUGUGUGUGUGUGUGUGUGUGUGUGUGUGUGUGUGUGUGUGUGUUACACUUGCUGCUCUCUCGGUUGAAGUUGCAUUUAAAUUAUUUUGUGGAAAUGUGAAUAACCCUGGUGUGUGUACUCUGAGUAACGUCAUGUCAUUUCUGUAGCCAAUUGGACUUGAUGAAACAGUGUGUGUGUUGGGGGGGGGGGGUCUAUAUUAAAUCAAUACAAGAAUUCCACUGUUUCAAUAAUGUCAUAUUCAAAUCAAGACUGGUACAUAGGAUCUGAUGAAUGUGCCAUUCGUUGCAUUUCAGGGCCACGUUUAAGACCCAAGGCCUGGCUGUUCAGUAUGUCAAAGAGUAUUUUAUAUUUCUUUCUUUUUUUGUUAUUAUUAUUAUUAUUAUUAUGAGUAGUGGUAGUAAAUGAAUGUGACUGGAAAGUGGAAAGCACUGUUAUAAACAACACAACCGGGUCUGCUAGAGAUUUACACUGGAGAAAACACAGACCAUCUCAAUCAUUCAUAGAGAACCUCUUGGUAGGGCUAUAUACUGUUGGUGAUGGUGUGAGUCGUAUGACUGUGUGUGUGUGUCUCUGUCCGUCUGUACUGGCUACAUUAGUACUAUUUAUUUUCAACAGCCAGUUACAUGACAAACUGUCUUCAUGAUUAUAAAGUGCAAUUAUAAUAUAUCAACAUGUGAACCCUCUACAUAGGAGUAUGUUGUUGAAAUGAACUACGUUUGCAAUGUAAGACCCUAAUCUCUUACCCAGUUUGCCUAUUCUUGAAUAAGAUUGUCAAAUAAAUCAAUUUUUAUAAA